UUUCUACUUUUUUCAGUCUUACUCAAACGGAGACUUGAUUAGGCUACAAUAAAGCAAUCAGAAGAUGUAAAAGCUCUAUUUUUGGAACAAGGGUUUUUGAUCGUAUUGUUUUCACUACUGGAAGCAGGAUGGGGGAUAAAUUGAAUCCAGCUCCCAAAGAAAGUGGUGGCGGCAUUGUAAGUUCAGUCAACAUCUAAUGUUGCUUAUUUUCCUCAGACUAAUCGUAAAUUGCAUGGUGACUUUCGCGGUCUGUAUGGUCUAAAUUGCCCUUAAAGCUGCAGUGAUUAUUAACGCAACCGAUUAUUUUUUAGCUGAAUCGCAUCACGUCAAUGCGAAAACAGACAAAGAAGAACAAGGAGAAAGAUGUCAACGGCCAUAAGAUGAAGGAGCGUUUGAAGAGCACUCAGGAGGAACCGCUGUUUGACCAAGACAUGGAGGAGGAGAUUGAAAGAAUCAGGCAUUUAUCGCCGGAGGAAUUCAACAAAAUGUUUGAGAAAAUGCUGGUACGUCAUUACUUAAGAUCGUCAUCAAGUUAGCACCUUUCGCGAAGUUUCAAACUAUGUUUGCAAUUGUGAUAACACACCGUAAAUUCCGGUCCUUCGGGCGAUGCGUUAUGCAAAUUACUUUCGAAAUUUCUGGGGUAAUUUUUUUUGUAGCACUUACUCUAAUCACAAACAAUCAAGUUUUAUUGUAGUGGCUCAGACGUAUUAAUUUCUUAAUAUCAUUUUUUUAAGCGGCAAAAACGUGGCACCGCAUUGUAACUAUUCACCUCAAAAAUAUCGCCCGUAUUUUCGUGCAUGUGAGCAUUUAAAAUAAUAUUGGAUGUUGCUAAAUUGUAAAUGUCUGCUCAUUAGAGCUGAUAUUCAGCGAGAUUAAGCUAACUUCAAUAUUCAGGAUAAAUUAGAAAUUAUCUUUAUUUCAUCUAAGUCUCUGCAUGGAUAAAAUUAUCAUAUUGCUGUGUGUUGAAAAACUAAGUCCGUUUAACCGUAAUUUACGUUUGCAACUCUCCAUUACUUUGUGUAAACAAGUAAAUAUAUUCUGCGACUGAUGUUCAAAGGUUUGAUCGAUAGCAGUGUCAUUCUUCAAUGCAAGGCACGUACCAAAAAAAAUUGCCAAGUUCUGUAUUGAAAUAAUAUAGAAUGUUUUCUAGAAGUUGGUGGCUUUACCGUUUAUGUAUCAGAUGCCUUUUUGAGGCUUUCUAAUGACUUUUUGUUAGAGAGGUAUUAACCCACAACGGCCAUUAGGCUACAAGGUCAUAUAAGAUAUCUGCUUACAUAAAUGUAUCAUUUUAUGCAGUUGUACAUAAUGUCACUGAUAGCUUUUGUACUUUAUACAACAUACUUUUAAAGACAACUCCUUGUUAAAUAACUUAAUGCCAAGCCCUGUCUUAUUUGAAUUUGCCCUGUCAUGUGUUACUACUGAAGAUAAAAUUUUUACAUAUGUCAGGAAGUUGUUAUUACAUAGCACUUAGAAGUGUGCCAGAUAUAUGUGAUAUCUGUGAGGUCCACCAUUAUUUUGUGAGUUUUGUUUUGGUGAGGGUUUCGGAAAAGAAAACUAGAGAACUUUGUUUACCAUUUUGUGAGCUAGGCAGAGAAAUGAGGAGUUGUAAGCACUCCAGAUCUACAACUUUUACAUUUAACUCAAAUUUCUAAAAUUGGUCUGCCACUGGCAGCAGUAAACAUGUUGGAAAAUGUAUUAAAUUAGUGAUACAAAUUUUUGGAUGAAAACAAAUUUUGGUAUCCCUCAAGCUCACUGCUGCUGAAGUGGGUUUAUCAUAUGUCAGUGUAGUUCUUGAUAUUGGAUGACCUCGCCAACUCUAGUUAAACGGUUAAUACUGUUCUGAAAAAAAAAAACUGUUUCUCUCUCUUUGGUAUAUAGGAGGACAUGAACCUGUCAGAAAAUCUACGGGAACCAAUUCGCAACAGAGAAAUGGAAACAAAGGUGGAUAUGUUGUGCAGCUUUAAAAGGAGACAAAUGGCAUCACAGGUAAAGUGAUAAAUGAAAGCAAGUAAUGCUGACACACUGCAUGCUUGAAUGUACAUGAGCAUGUUCUUUCAUUAUUAAUAAUUACCUUUACAAUUUUCUCAAAUGUGAUUGGUGCAUGAGCUGCUUUAUUUUUCACUUUUCAUUCUGUAAAGUUGUAAUCCAACAGUAUAAUCAGACAGGUGGCUGUGAUGGAAUGUUUUUUUCCUGAUCCAUUUUGAUUAAUCGGUAACAGGACUUUGAGUUGUCCAAUUCUGUUGGAAUCAUACUGGUAAUUGACAAAUUAGUCUCCUGCUAUGUGAUUAUCUGACUUUGUUAAUCACCUGUAUGAUUACAGACUGAAUUGGACCCCACUCAGUCUUAUUACCAUUAAUAAUAAAGGUAAUACAACUUAGUGGAGUCCAACUUGAUCUGUAAUCAUAUCAGUGGUUCACAAAAUAAGACAAUCGCAAAGGGGGAGCCUGAUUAAUCAUGAGUGUGAUUUCAUUCUGAAUUGGAUGACACAAAGUCUUGUUACCAAUUAAUCAAUACUAUGACAAAUUUGAGAAAGAAAAUAGACAUUGCUUAUUAUUUUUUCAUUAAAAAAAAAACCUACAGUUAACUCUCUGAAAUGCAUGACAGCAAUGCAUGCUCAUGAUGCAUACUGUCCAUUUAGACAAGCAUAACAUCUCAACUGUAAUAUUACAUUGUCCAAUUACAAGCAUGACGUGUUCACUGUCCUCCUAGUACUUAAAGCGGGCUGGUGAUAACCAAUCGCAUUUGAGUAUUUUGUUACAGUUUUGAUUAAUUGUGUAAACGUGACAAUAUUUUAUGAUGAUUAUUUUCUUACAUUCUUUGCAUCUGAAGAAAACUUCACAUGCUGGGCCGACAUCACCAGAUGAUUAUAUAAAGGAACUCAAUAAGUCAGACAUGUCACCUGAACAUCUCUUGAAAACACUGCAGUCUGUGCGAGUGUCACUCACAGGGAGACCACUUAGGUAGGUUGGUUAUCCUGUGCUCUAAGUAAUUCUUAGUUUGUCAAAGUAGUUGAGUGGUGUUAAGAACUCAAUAUGGCAGAAAAAAAUGUACAUUUGUUGGAAAUGAGCAGGUUAUCUGUUUGAUGACAGGUGAAUUUUUCCCUGGUUGUAAGGCAUUGAGCCAAUCACGUUUUUUGAGGGAGAGGGAAGGUAGUGUCCUCAUGGAAAACAAAACAAUGAAAUGUUCAUAUUUUAUAAGUUCAACCAUACUUUACUUUUGAGGAGACUUGCAUUAAAAAUGUAGUAUGGUUGUUUUUGCUUAAUUAUUUUGGUUGAGAGUUUAAAACCAACCCCUCAAAGUUGUCUUUACAGCAAGUCUAUUUCCCCCUCCCUAAUCCUUAACCCUUAAACUCCCAAGAUCUGAUUGCUAAUUCUCCCCUUCAGUUGCUACACAUUACCUUUUAAAUGAGGUAUGAGAGUUUGGUGUUGGAUCAAGAUAACAACUUCUAUUUGAUAAGUUUGGGUAUUCUUAUUUCCUGUCUGCUGGUUAACUUAUGGAUAUUAAAGGAAGAACUUACAUGUUAAUCACUUGGAAGCUAAAGUGUUCAUGAAAUCCCUGGCUCGAUCUUAAGCCUUUAUGACAUUAUCAACUUCUUAAUUGUUAGUUGGAUACAAGAGUUUGGUGAAGAAGGGCUCCAGUGCUUAAUCAAACACCUGAGAGAUUCCUGUUCAAAGGAAGGAAACAUUGAUAAACGAAUACAACACGAGUGUGUGAGGUGUUUGAAGGCCUUCAUGAAUAACAAGGUACAUGUAAUAUCAACGUCAAACAAGAUUCACAAUCAUCAGUUUGUUAGAGUUGGUGACAAAGUCAAUUAAGGAGUUGGUUGUCAUUUGAAUGUUAGAACCCACAUGGCCAUCAGUAUCACUGCAAAACUGAUCAAUCAAUUUUCAUGAACCAAGGUACAGUUAUUCAAAGGGCUGAUAACCUUAUGCAAGAGAUAAGUUGCUAUCCCGAAGAUAAGUGUCAACAAAAUGUACUGUGCUAUCUACUGAAUAAAGAUUUAUCCAAUCAAUGGUGUUAUUCACCUUUCAAACAACCAGGGCAUGAUAUGUAACAUCUCAUUGACAAACAACUCCUGGUUUAAGGCUGAUGAUGCCUUCCACUCAGAAAAGUCAGGCAUGUUCCCAAACAACUGACAACAGGAACAUUUCUUGACGAGCAUUAGGUUAAUGAUUAGACUACAAGAUAAUCUGCACCAUGAGAAACUGAUAUUUAAUUUUGAUUCAAUGGUGGAAUGCAGUGGAUUUAUUUUUCUACCCAACCAUGCAACAAUACACAUCACUUUUGCUCAAAAGGAUCUCCAGUUUUCUCAAUCAUUCCUUUGCUCAACAGUAUGGUCUCAAUAUGAUGUUAAAAAGUGACGACGGUUUGGUAUUGUUGGCGAGAUCAAUGGUUCCAAGCUAUCCCAGUAUGAUGGCUGAUGUUGUCAAGGUGGUAGCUGCAGUGUGUCUUGUCAAGUAAGUCAAUCCAUACAUACAGGAAUUUGUUCUAGAAAUUGGUCAAAGAGGGUCCAAUAGGCCCCAUUCUUUGAUUAUUGGGGGACCCCUGUCAAAAAGGGACCCAAAUUAGGGGCUACUCAAAAAGGUGUUGGAACUUAUUUGUACAGGGUGUAUUGUUGUUAGUGAGAAAACAAAGAAGAGAAAGGCAAUUGAGAUGGUAAAAGGCAGUAAGUUAAACUUUACUUGCACUUUUGUUUGCAGACAUGAUAAAGCCCUUGAGGCAAUCACUCGCUGUGGAGAGCUUGAAAAACAGGGAAGAUUUGUUAAGCUGGUCGAAGCACUAGAUGACGAUCACACAAAUCUAAAGGUGAAACCUCUUACCUAUAUGUUCAUUGUUUGUAUUUCUUUGUUAGUAAGAGUAAUGUUUUGUUGAGUGCCAUGAAAAUCAACUUGGAUUUACAUGCAUAUUUUUAGUCAUGGCACUGACCCCUUCACACUUUCAAAGAGUCAUGAUUUUAAUCAGAUUUAAUUUGUCCAUCAUUUCUUUAGGUUGCUUGUGUACAACUUAUCAAUGCCCUUGUCAGUACUCCAGAUGAAUUGGAUUUCAGAUUGCAUUUGAGAAAUGAAUUUGUUAGGGAAGGCUUGAAUGAGCCAUUACAGGUAUAGCAAAGAGAGCUUAUCAGUCUGUCUAAUUGUGUGUGUUUCUGUCUCUCUUUGUUUGUUUGUUUGUCUGUCCACGGUCUACAGGUUUAUCUCCUAUUUUUCUAUCUUAUCGAUAAGUAUCUCUGUUUUCAUUAGUUAUCUACCUCUGGUAUACUUGCCUUUCAUUGAUUUACUUGCUGUUCAACUCUCUGUUAUGGGUUGGUUUACCUCUGUGCCUUCCUCUCUUCAGGUCCAUCAAUCUGUCUUUCCUGUCAACUGUUCAUCUAUCUUUUAUACUGGUCUGGUCUAUUUAACUGUCUUCCUCUCUGUCUAUCUGUCUGUUUAACAACCAUUGCAACUUCACCAGCAGUUUUAUAAAUUGAUGUUUUUAUUUGAUAUUUUUUAGGAGCUUAGAGAUUUAGAAAAUGAUGAUUUGAAUGUUCAGUUGGACAUUUUUGAAGAACACAGAGAUGAUGACUCUGCUGAAUUCCAGCAGAGAUUCACCGACAUAAAAAUAAACUUUGAGUAUCCUUCGCAUUUCAGUAUAAAGCAUAACUAGGGCAUGAAUAAUGGCCAAGUGUCUGCUCAAGAAAGAAGUACCAUACCUCUAUUUUGUUACAGUCAAGAAUUUUGUGUGUGUUUCACUGAACUUGUUAAAAAUAGAAGCAUUUAAAAAUUAGAUAUCAGGUCUGUGUUCAUGUUAUCCGAGAUAGCUAGAGAGCCACAGAAGGAAAUUAACUGAUCAUUUGUCUUCAUACCUUUAACUUUUGCCUUGAAACAAAAGGAAGACAUGUGAAUUUAAUUUUUGUCUGAAGUGUUCUUUAGAGCAAGCUUUCUGGCCAGUUUGACAUGAUUUUUGAACUGUAUAUGAGAAAACAUAAAAAUCCUGUAAGGUUUGAAGACAAGCCAUAUCUAAAGGUCUUGUCUUUCUCCUCACAUUUGGUUGAAUCAAGAUUGAAGAUUGGUAGUCUCUUUUAAAAAACAGGGUUACAAUCACCUUAACUUUCUAUCAGGGAUCGAAGUGAGAUUAUACAGAUAAUAACAAACCUCAUUCAGGACACUCCAUCAGAACCUAUGUUCCUCUCCAUUCUCCAGCACUUGCUGCUCAUCAGAGAUGAUGUUUAUGCCAGGUACUGUCUCUGUGUGGAUUUCAGUUGUUGAGCCCAAGCCUUGACAAUAUUAAGCCUGUCAAGUUGUAAAUCCAAAUCUAUUUUUGCUCAGACACAACCCAUAUUUGGUCGGACACAUAUUCAUUACUUCAUACCUCAGUAGGAAUGCCCCCUCGUAUCAAAAAAGGUGCUUUUAUUGUACAUCAAGCCUCAAACUUGAAACAGGAAAAGUGAUGCAGGCAUAUUUAAAACCUAAACCACACUCAGGAGUAAAUCAAUGCAUUGUUUUUUUAACACAUAUCUUGUAUUUCACAUUAUAAAGUGUUCGAUGCUUUUACUAAGACUAUAAAUUGAUAUUUACAUUUUAAACUCAUCUGUUUACAAAUUGAUAAUGAAUAUUCAUAUCAAUGGAUAGAAUGCUCUUUGUGAAAGAGUGUUUUCUUCAAAAUGCACAUUUCUCAACUGAGCCAUAUGGUCGUUGACUUUUUGCCGUGUUUUUGUUCACAGACCUCAAUACUACAAAUUAAUUGAAGAGUGCAUAUCUCAAAUUGUCCUUCAUCGAGGUGGAGUUGAUCCAGACUUUGGUCAUAAAAGAAUUGAUAUUGAUGUCGAACCUCUCAUUGGUGAGUUUCCUCUUGUUUGUUUGUUUGUUUUGCAAUUUUCAUUUUUAUGUGUGGAUUUGAGAAGCAUAAGCACAAAUAGUGUGGGGACUCCAGGGCAUGAAAUUAAAAUUUUUUCUGAUAGCCACUUGGCUCCUAAAUUCUUCUAAGUGGUUGCCAAUUCAAAAAAAGUUGGUUGCCAUUUUCAAAGACAAACAAAACCUUUUAUUACGCUGUCAUCGUUCUAGAAAUUAAGUUAGGGAAAAGAUCUUUAAUGUGCUACAAAGUGGACACUAGGAUGGAUGAUAUGUGACAUUCAAGCUUACCUAAAUCCAAGAUGGCAUCUAGUUAUCGAUCGAUAUGCAUGUGCUGUGUUUUGGAAACAAACUUAAUGAGGAAGUUUGCAGCAGAUUUAUCUUUGCAAAUCUUUUUAAUUCACUAUAUCUCUUGAUAAGGUUAUGAUGAAACAUUCUAGUUGCCAAUUUGGCGACUACUUUUCAGGAUUUGGUUGCCAAAGUGAAAACUUUAGUCACAUUGGUGCCUGUAUUAAGUGCAAUUUCACAACCUGGACUCUUAAGGGCAAAUUUUGUGAUGGUAGCAUGGUCGUAAGAGUCUGCAGAGCAUGCAUUGUAUUAAAGAUGGCAGGGCGAUUGUCAUACACAUGAGAUUAGUUGGGGGGAUGUCUGUGGGGAUGACAGCUAUUAUUGAGCAGAACAUGUACUUCAGAAUAGCUCAGAAGUGGAACUACUGGCAAUUCCCUCUUAGGAACUUACUUAUUUCUAGAAGGUAGUAAUUAAAUAUCAAGUUUAUUCUUCAAACUUAAACUUGACCUGUCAAAAGUUGAUUUUGAACUUGUUCUCUUAUCUGUUCAUUGAGUAACAAGCAGGGAACUUGACAAGGAGAGAGUAGAAUGUCACAAUUGUGUUCAUUUUUGUAUUUUCCACAGAAAAUCUGGUUGAAAAAGCUCAGUAUGAGGAAGCAGCUGAAAAAUCUAUGCAGCUGGAAACUAAGGUUUGUAGACAGGAGAGUUUUUUGAUCUUGAGUAACUUCAUUUAUUUAAAGAAGUUGAAAUUUAUUUAGUUGCUUUUACUUUAUUGGAGCUAACAUUUAGUGAUGGUGCAUGUGAACACUGUGGGUCAAACUUUUCUCAACUAUACUAAUGCUGCUAACACUGACAGGGUAGGUCUUCUUGUAUUGAAUGACUUAUCAUGCAGUACAAUUUCAUUUUUUAGCUGGAACUUGAAACAACAAUGCGACAAGAAUGUGAGGCUAAAUUAAAUUUAACGUCAACAAAUUUUGAGACCAAGAUCGCUGCCCUGGAGAAGGAGCUUGCUGAAGCACAUGAACAGGUUCAAUGAUAGUCAUUUUGUGUUGGUUUUAUGCGCAAUGGUUAUUAUGUUAUGUUAAUAAAAUCGUUUUUUUCUGUUUCAGGCUAAGCGAGGUGGCCCUGUAACAGGUAGGCAAAGUUUCAUCUUGUCAAACUAUUUAUCUAUUGUUGUGCCCAUGCUUUUAAGAUGAAUCAGAAAGAGGAAAAAAGCUUAGUCCAAGUGCUGAAUAGCUUCCAUACUGUUUGUUAUGAGUAAUUUUUGAAAUUUUCUAAUCUUGCUUUAGUUGUUUAAAUUCUUAAUAAUUUUCAUAACAAUUGAAGCCUCUUUCUCUUCAAUAAAAGUUAAUUUUUUGAUUUUAAUGCUGUCAGAAAAGUUCAUAUGCAUGCUGUAUUACUACAAAGUGUAAAGUUCCUUGUUAAACUGAUUGCCUUUAGCCUCUUCUUACUUCUAAAACUGGAAAAAACUUGGAAGACUGAUUGACUGAAUAAUAGGCACCAUAAUGAUAUUUUAACUAAUCAAUUAAAUGAAGUAAUUCAGUGAAAUGUAACAAUAACUGUCAGUAGCUUUCCACCACUGUCUCUUGCCUGGAACAAUGAAUUUAACAUUUUUGUUGUCUAAAUCUAUCUUAAAUUUAAACUACAUUAUUCUAAUUGAUGGAACUGUUACCUUGAAUCUUUGCACCAAGUUGAUUGUCAAUAAACCCUGAUUUUCAUUAAUAUAUUUAGUUUUCAUACAACCGAAGAAAUUUUUUGUGUUAAGUUAUACUAAACUUAAAUCAUAAAUUGCUUAUUCUAAAAAUUAAUUUUUGACUUGUGUUGUAAUCUACAUUUUGUUAUUAGUCAGUCAAUCACAGCCCAGAACUGAAGGUGUUGCUCCGCCUUGCUCUCGAGUUUUUAUGAUCCCUUCAUCAUCCUCCACAACCCCUGCACCGCCUCUGCCUCCUCCUCCGCCUCCUCCUCCGCCUGCCCCACCCCCGCCUGCACCCCCUUUUCCCCCUUGGGCAUCUCCUUCAUCAGCAAGUAAGUUAAUUCUUCUGGAUGCCCACAUGCUAAUCUUUCUUUCUUAGCAUUGGUCUUGUGAAGUUUUUAGGGGAGAAUAACCCUAACUAAAUUGAGUAAGCUGAAAAACAUAAAUUUUUGGUGACCUCUUCAUGUCCAUUGUGAAGAAAGACAACCUGCACCACACCUUCUUGUAAAAACCUUGAAGGAAGCUGGUGUUAGUUUAUUACUUUGUAUACACUCCAGAGGUUCAGAAAUAUGAUUAGAACAUUUAGAAUAUACUCAACAAGGUUCUACAAAAUGCAGUAUGUUUACUCUUUGGAAUGCUUGCUUUGUGAUAAGACGUCAGUCAUCCCAUUCUCACACUUACACAUGAUGUGCCAUGGCUUUCAGAGAAGGUCAUUUUUGAUUUCACACGUGAUAUUUAAAGAAGCUUAACCUAAAUAUGUCUCUUAUUUCAAAUGGGAAUUUAUCAGCGAAAUAAAUGAGAUUUAAACAAAAAUGAAAUUUAAGGAAGGUGCAUUUAACUCACUUAAAACUUAAAAACAUUAAUUUUAGCCUGUUCAUAAAUUUUGAAUUUAUGAUUUAAAAAAAUGACUGAAACUGUUGAAGUUUGCUUUCUUGUGGAAAAUAGUAGAUCCUAGUGGGUCAGAAAAUAUGUUAAAUUAAUACGCCAGCUACUUCUUGUUUGAAUUUGUUUGUUUUUUUGUUAUCAACAAUUUAGAUUUUGAAAAUAAUUUAUUUUUCAUCUUUUUAGGUGGCCCCCCUCCACCCCCACCACCACCGGGUGGAGCUGCACCCCACCCCCACCCCCACCUCCUCCUCCUCCUGGAGGUCCACCAGCCCCUCCCUUGCCCCCAUUCCCCGGUGGGGGUCCGCCUCCUCCUCCCCCACCGCCACCUCCUGGUGGUGGUGUACCACCUCCCCCACCUCUUCCAGGUGGUGGUCCACCACCACCACCACCACCUCCACCCCCUGGAAUGGGUGCACCCCCUCCACCAUUUCCUGGCAUGGGUCCCCGCAUGCCGUUUGGGUCCUCUGCGCAUGUGUUACCUCCUGGUGUUGCUCCGAAGAAGAAAUAUAAACAGGACGUGCAAUUGAAGAGAGCAAACUGGAAUAAGGUUUGUGCCGUCAGCUGGUCAUUUUCCUUACCAUUGUGGUUUUCACCUGCCUGCUUGGCUGUUUUGUGGGAAACAAAGCCGCAAGAGGAAUGGGAAGGAGAAUGAGAAGUUCUCCAUUUGGACCUUCACUUAUCAUUUUCGCUCCUCUGUCCUCCUAGCAUAUGUCGAGCGCUUGAAGACGGGUUGUCGUCUUUUUUUAGUAUUCGCUGUCAUUUUUUGCCAUCAUUAUGUCAGUCACGGAUUUUUUCUAUCGUUACAACCCCGUAUCAGUCUUUUCCCGUUAUUUUAUAGAAGUAAAAGUUUUAUUUUACCUACUUCAUGUAAGAGAAUAGUGUUAACAAGGCGUGUCCCAAUUUCCAGAUACAAUUCUGUGGGGCUAUAUAUCUCAUUUAGUAGAAUAAAAGCGAACACGAAAACCAUUAGUUGUUGCGACUGCAAGCUGUUGCUUCCAGGCCAACUCAUGGACAUCACACGUCAGUUUGGUCAGGUGAUUGUAUUAACUCUGUGCUUUGAUCUCCAUUGCUCAGAUUAACAUGAACAAUUUCACAGAAAAUACAUUUUGGGCAAAAACGAAAGAGGAGAAGCUGGAGAAGCCUGGACUAUUUGAUGAGCUGUCGAAGGCGUUUGCCGCAAAAGGCGGUCCGAGAAAGACAGAGAGCGGUGACGGACUGGAAAAGAAAGCAGCGGCUAAGAAAAAAGGCAAAGAUUUAAAGAUUAUCGAUCCAAAAAGCGCACAGAACUUAUGUAAGUGUCGCAAAUGUUUUGUCCUAAUUUUGUUGUAGUUUACAAUGUAUAUAACGUGCCCUCUGGUUGGGUAGCAGCUUCUUCAACACGAGCUCUGAUUGGUUCUGUAGUAUUUCCCUGUUAUGCCGUCUGAUUACUGAGUUACCCAGUGAGUUAGCUGCACCGAGGAAGUUGAUGGCCUGUUUCAUCUUCUGCUCUGGACUUGCAUCUUAAUUAGUAAAGAUAUGCUUUGUUCGUCUUGCAGCGAUUUUCCUUGGCUCACUUAAAUUACCACAUACAGAGGUCAGGAAAUUGAUCAUGAACUGUGAUCAGGUGGUUUUGACGGAAAGCGCCAUAAACUCACUGCUGAAGUAUCUUCCAUCGCCCGAUCAGGUGGGGCCAAGAAACGAGGAAGUAGAAUGGAAAACGAACGAGGGAUCGAACAAACGAACGAGGGACCGAACAAACGAACGAGGAACCGAACAAACGAACGAGGGACCGAACAAACGAACGAAGGACUGAAUAAUAAAACGAGCGACCGCACAUACAAAUUAGGGACCGAACAAACGAACGAGCGACCGAACAUACAACCGAUUGACCCGCCGGCUAAACGAACAUACGAAUGACCUACCGAUGAAACGAACGAUUGACCGACCAGCGCCCGGUGACUGACUGACCUGUCGAUGAAAGAACGAGCAAACGAGUCAACUCUUCGUCUAUAUAAAAGUGUUUCCAAUAUUCAAAUAAAGUAGAUAGAGGAGUAUAUCUAAACUCUCAACACACUUUCUCUCUCGUUUUAGAUGCAACAGCUCGGAAAUAUGAAAGAAAGCUUCGACGAUCUCAGUGAUCCUGAACAAUUCGUUUGCCUGGUAGGUUGUUUUAAGGGAUCAUUGUCUGGAAACUUUAACGUACCUUUGUAGCUAUCAACUUCACAAAACUCACGUCAAGGCAUGUAACAAGAGCUAAACGCGGGUAAAUAAACGCCCUUUCUUAGGCGCGGGAAGAUGUUGCAAUUCGCAGUGAAGGGUGGAAAGUCAUUUAUUGGCGGGAAACUCGCGCAGUCUGCUUGAUUUAUUUCAUUCUGAUUGGUUUUUAAAAGGAUUGCUAUUUUUCGAUUGGCGAAAUAGGCAGGAUUUUUGUUUUCCUAGUAAAUUCAAGGGCUUCCACCUCAGAAGUGUUACUAUGGUAUGGACCAGCAGUUUUGUUCUAGACUGGUUUGAAAGCUUGACUCUUAUUUUCUUUUCGAUUUCCAGCUGAGUGGUAUUAAAAAAUUGGAACAAAGAUUGAACAUGAUGCUUUUCAAGAGGAAGUUUCCUGAAGAAAUGCAAGAUAUUAAACCGGUAAGUUCUUGCCCAGAGCUGAAAGUAAGAAAAGGAAAUCUUGCGGCGCUGAAAAACCAAGAUCAAUUGAGAGAUUUUUAACUUGACUUUGUCGUUAUUACAGUGUACCUAGAAUGAAGAGAAGGAAAGCGCACUUCUUGGCCUCAAUUUCUCUAGGGAGAGGGAGGGGCGAUUCGAAGGAUCGAUGUAAUUGACAGCGUGAAAACUGUCGUUUUUCUCCAUUAGGGGAAAUGUCAAGGUGAUUUAGAGUAGUCGGUAGAUACCAUUUUGUACAAUUUCUAAUCUUGUGUUUCUUUUCGCAGAAUGUUGUAAAUGCAACUGCCGCAUGCAGAGAAGUAAAAACUAGCCCCAAAUUUUCCAAGUUCCUUGAACUUGUUCUUCUCAUGGGCAACUAUAUGAACGCUGGAUCUAGAAACGAGGGAUCCAUGGGAUUUGAAAUGAACUAUCUCACCAAGGUGAGCGAGCUUCAUGCAGACUUCAUGUUGUUUUCUUUUUUCUACUAAAGAACCCAACGCAUUUUCAACUUGAACUGCCAAGGGGAAAACGGGAGAAUUCCAGUCACCCGGCAGUAAAUGGCUUAGAGGGUUUUAAGGGACAUGCCUGUUCGUACGAGUUAAGGGAGAUCCGGGAAAAUCAUUUGUUAGUUAACGAGGCUCUUCUGUUCUUCAACGUAACAUUUAAACACCAGUAUCAAAGCAGCGGGGAGCGCAGUGGCUCAAUGAUUAGUGCACUGGACUCCAGUGGAGAGAGGUCUGGGUUUUAGACAUGUCCGGGUCAUUGUGACGGUGUUCUUGUGCAAGGCACUUUCCUUUCACAAUGCACCCAGGAUAAAAGGGUACCGGAGAAAUAUCAGAAAAAUCUUUUGAAGUGCUGUAGGGUAAUUUUGCGAUGGACUAGCAACCCAUCUAAGGGGUGGGGUCGUUUUACUCCCAGUCACUUCAUGCUUUGGAAAUCGGGAUAACAGCUCCGCUUUAACGCACAACCUGGCUCGAGUAAAGACUUUUACCAAAGCCGCAUUGAAGAGAUUUGUUAUUUUGGGUCUCUUAUUAAGGCGAGGUGACCUUCGUAUCGUAUACCGGCAUUAUUUUCAGUAUCAAACCAGGAAUUUACCAUUAUUACGUUUUGACCACCAUCCGUGUAAUAGGAGUUGGUCUGGUUUGCCCUCUUCCCUUAGUGCAGGUGUUUCACGACGAUUUUAUAACAACACUUGCGCUAGGAAGAGGACCCAAAACGCCUCACUCUUUCGGGAAAACUGCCGUACUCUUUAUAUUUGUUUAAAAUUUUUAGCGUUGAAGUCAAUUUCUUAAUUUUAGGAAGCUGUUUAUUUUCCUUUGCACUUAGCUCUGUAAUCCUCUUGGUAACACAAUGCUUGAGUCGACUGAUGUUUUACAUCGUUCUCUGUUUUUCAGUUGAGUUCAACUAAGUCUGUGGACGGUCAGUUGACUUUGGUUCAUUUUCUGGAUGACACGAUAGAAAAAAAAUAUCCCGAGAUUUCAGGUUUUGAAAAGGAGCUGACACACGUUGAACAAGCUGCUAGAGGUGAGAGGUCCCUUGUCGCGUCACGCAAUUCUUUGGUUAGGUAGGCGUGUCAUGCAACGUGACAGCAAAACGUCUUCCAAAUAACCCUUUUACUACCAAAAUCUUCUUAAUUCUUCUCUCUGUCUGCCAUACAACUGUCAACAUAUUACCUGAAGUUCGGAGAAUUUGUUAUUGGAUCAACUAACAAUCCCCAAACUGAUAUAAUUAUUUUCUUUAUUCUCAUCACUUGUCUAUUUGAUGUUGUAUUAAUAUUGUAAGGAGAAAUUCUGUCUUGGUCACUUAUUAAAGGAAGAUGAAAGUAAUGGAACAAAGAAAAUAAAGGAGUCAACUUAAGAGCCUAGAAAAAUUGUGAUCAGUAUUAGUAUCUGGAUAACUGCCCACCUACCCCUCCCUUAACCCAACACUAACCCUAAAUUGUUAUCAAUAGACUGUUGUUGAGUUAGGGGAGGGGUAGGUGGGCAGUUGCCCAGAUACUGAUAUUGAUCCGAAAAAUCGUAGUGAAAAAAAAAAAAAAACGUUCACAGGUUUGUCGGCCAAGGUUAAUUCGUAUGAUGAGUAAAUUACAACAUGAUGACUUACAAUAGGGUUAAUGAAAAGUCGUUUUAAAUAGGAAAACUUGAGCAUAACUGAAUGUGGAUCAGCUGCAUGUUUUUUCUGUGGAAAGAGUAUUGAAUUGUACCUUAAGCUUGCCGACUCGAUGUUCCGAUUUACCGUUUAAGGCGCCAUAUUGAAAUGGUAAGAUGGAGGAAAGCCUGAUACAAAAAAUUGCACGAGGGAGGCAGGGGUAAGAAAGACAAAUUAGUGAGGGGGGAGGGGCUUAGGUAAAAUUUCUUCGACCCUACGCCCCAUCCCUCCUUCUUAGUUUUCACGCUCCAGGCUUUCCUCGAUCUCACCAAUUCAAUAUGGCGACCUCAACAUCUAGAUGUUAAGCAUCCGCUUGCAAUAAAACACUCCUGAUGUGCAUGUUACUCAGCCUUCUGCCGAGCUCCUUAAAAUUUUUUGUCACAGAAUGUGGGAUUUCAAAGCGUGCAAAGUGGAGAUGUCUUUAUGCCAGUCCUUUGAUAAUCAGGCUGUUACGAAGUGUUGUCCUGGUAGAGUUUUUUUUUAACAAUCAUUUUACUCUCCAUGUUUAGUAUCGGAGGAAAUUCUUCAGAAAUCAAUUAACAGCAUGCAGGGAAACCUCAAGAAGCUCGAAAAAGAAUUGGAAACCUAUAAACCGCACAAUGAUCCAGAAGACAAGUUUCUACCGGUCAUGGAGAUAUCCUUUUCUAUGUGACCUUUGUUGUUGUAGUGUUAAUAUUGCCAUUUGCCGCUGAUAUCUUGCGCCAAAUUUUUCAUUCUUAGGGCGUUUAUCUCAUAAAAUUCAUAACUAUAGACCCAUAAUAAUUAUGAAAAUCAUGUUUCACCGUUGCGAAUUCUAUUUUAUGCGUGUUUGUCGAGAAGUAUAAUUUUUUUUCUUGUUCCCGAGAGAUUUAAGCACAACGCCCCGAUCAACGGGAUUUGCAAGAGUCAAACGUGAAGAUAGAUCCUUGUAAUGAAUUCUUGGAUGAAAAGAGACUGUUUGCGAGAGAUUUCUUUGACAAUACUCACGGCUUUUAUAAAAGCGCCAAAGACCAAAUAGAUGUCCUGGUUGAGAUGCACAAAAACAUGACCACAAUGUACAAGGAGCUGGUGGAGUAUUUCUGCUUGGAUACCAAGAAAACUUCCAUGGAGGAAUUCUUCGGUGACAUCAAAACCUUCUUAGACUGCUAUGAGGUAAACGAAAACGGACAUUUGGCUGGUUAGUUUCCAGUACUUUUGAGUCCUCGUGCUUUUAUUGUAUUAGAUAAUAGAUGAAGGUCGAAAACUUAAUGAAAACGGAAAACUGGACUUUGGGUGGGUUGGAGAAUGGUUUGAAUGGUUUUUUUUUUUAACGAGUGUAACGCGAAGCGUGGUAACCAUUUUUUUCCACAUUAAGAAUCCAAUAUGCAAAUGUUCACUCUCUCACUCAGGUGUAGACACUGUAGUAGUUAGUCGGCCCGAACUCAAGAAUGCCCGAGCAAUCUCACGAAGUGAGACCAGAAAUACCACGGGGUGAACUUGAGUUCUUUUAAUCAAUCUUCACGUUGUACACGCGAAUUUUCAUCUUCAAAACUAUUUUUGUGGUUUAUUAUUUGUGGCUUGGUGAGUUGUCUUCUUGCUGAGUUUUCUCAGCUGAGGUAACCUAUGUUAUUUGUUGAUAUUGUAGAACGCGAAAAAGGACAAUGCAAAACGAAAAGAGAAAGAAGAAAAAGAUAGAAAGGCAAGAGAACGAGCGGUAAGGUUUUGUUCUUUGUUAGAGCGACAUGACUCUUGUUAUACUUUCUUUGAAUUACUUUGUCUUUAAAAUAAGACGCAAAAGACUUCACUUUCAGGCAGGCUUUUGGGUUUUUAUAGGCCUGAGUUCCCCUCUCAUCGCUUCUAGCUCAACAAUAAGUUUCUUAGUCUGUUGACAGCCGUUUCACUGCGCGAUGCGAGGGUGUAGCGUGAGGAACCCUCGCGUGUUCGCUUUCGCUGUCGCGUUUGCGUUUGUUUCCGCGUUCGUUUAUGCGUUUCCGAUCGUGCUCCUGGUAUUCCACGCGGCUCAUAUUUUGCUCGCGCUCUGAACACUAUUAAAAGAGGAAAACAGAAAGUCUUUGAACAGACCAUUUGUCUCUCCUUGGACUUCGAAAGGUCUUGUACCGCUGGUGAGUUUGAUAAACAGUUGCCUCAGAAGUGUGCUCGCACUGCCUGAAGUUCUAAAGAAGUUUAUUUCUUGCAUUUCAGGAAAAAGAAAAAGAAAAGAAGAAGAGAGCAGAGGCUGAGAAAUCCAAACGAAAACCUGUUGUGGAUAUAAAUGCAGGUUUGUGGCAAGCUCGUGUUUUCAUUGUAAUAUUAUAGCACCGCUUGGCAAACUGGAAAAGUGAUUGAUUAUCAUAAAUUCUCCGUUCUUUGUCAAUGCGAACAGUGCUAACUGUCUGUGAUUCACUUGCUUUCCCGCGCUAGGUACAUGUUACUUGUUUAGUUCCUUGUCCCUUAGCCUUUUGACAUGUUAUUUCGCUUCUCUUCCCUUGAAUACUUUUUAUUCCUCCUAGCAAAUGUUUUAAAUGUUGUAGUUGACUGUGGCUUUUAUCAACCUUUUUAACUUCAAACAUGUUAAUGAUAAUUCCCUUACCAGCUUCCUUAGACGAGAAAAUCUGGACUUUAUCCCGAGAAACCCACACACUGACGAGUUCGUCUGUUCAUAAAAACUCUUUUGCUGUAUAAUGUGUUGAAGUUGUGGGGAAUAGUUACAAUUUCAUCAGUUCAGGGAUUUCUGAUAUCGAACUCGUUGCUUCUAUCAGAUUUUUCUGGCGGCAUUAUUAUUGGUUAUCUUUCACCCCUUGAAAUAAAACGAAAACUGAAAUAUUUUUUUCUUUGUUGCAGAUGACGAUCAGGAAGGAGUGUUAGAUGGUCUCAUGGAGGCGCUCAACACAGGAUCUGCCUUCAGAGAUCCGACCCGACCCGCGCGCAAAAAGGCGGGAGGUAAAAAAGGUAACACAAUCUCUUUGCAACGCAAGUGACAUCUGUAACGCCAGCUUUACCGUCACGAAAAUGUCACGCACAUCACUAAUGUUCUCUUCCAUCUUUUCAGCUCGACCUGUGGACUUACGCCGGUCACGGACUCGCACAAAUAUACCUGUACAGAAAAUAAUGGAGGCUCAAAAUGCUGUCGACGGGCAGCACAAUGCAGUAGAUAUUAAUAUCGAUGAUCAGCCCGUCGCUCCUUCAAGACGGAAAAAAGAUGACAGGCGAGGAGGAGGAGGAGAGAAGAGCGGGGAGGGCCUUGAAGAUGAAGCGCAGGACAUUUUGGAAAGAUUAAAGAAGUUAUGAGCGUUUCAAGAUGAGAGGAGGUUUUUCGUGGGACAGUGCAUCAUGUAUUGUACUCUAAGUGUAAACAAAAACUGCAGCCCAGGCAGGAAUAUCUCCUAUUUGUUUUUGAGAGUUCAUUGUGAUUUAAACCACGAUGUGUUAACUGCUACUUUGGGUAAAAUGUGUUUUUGACGCUCAUCGAAGCGAUGGCGAAAAUUAAGAAGUGAAGAUGAUUGGAAAUGUUAUGAAAAUUCGAUUUCACGAAACACGGAAAUUUGUUUAAUUCCAAACGACUGACUGCAAGGCUGAUUGAUGCUGUAAAUGCAAAAAAAGUGGAAAACGUGUAACCUAACAAUGUGCGUCACAUUCCGAUAAUCUUAAAAUGUAUACUGCUUCUGAGAAUCAUUUAUUUCUAAGUUUUCAUCAUUGCAGUCAUGUACAAGGCGUAAACGCCGAUAAAUUACGUACCACGUCGUCUAUGUUCCAGUGUACAAAAACUUAAAGAAAAGAGUCAAAAGCUUAUCUAGCCAGUAUGUUCUUCCUUACUUGCAUACAUAUAUCAUAGCAACACUAAUUUUGGUUUCCAAAGUGAUUUGCCGACAUAGUUUUAAUGUCUUAUGGUGAAAAUUUUUGGUUGCUUGUUCAAUAUUCAAUAAUUACUUUAAAUUGACACACCAAACUAGGUGAAAGCGGAAUAGAGUGUAUCAUAUCUAGGCCGGGCAAUGUGAAAUGUACAUUAUUAAUCGUGGAGGGGUAUAGUUUGGUCUUGUAAGAUUCAUUUAACGAAUAUUUGUGUAAGGGCGGAGCCGUAGGGGGAUCUUCUACAAUCCUCUCACCCAACUGAAUUGACGAGUCUCCGUAAUCCUUGGGUUUUUGCUUAGUUUGGUAUAUCAGAGCCACGGAAAACUUUCUGUUUUUAUCAGUUGCUUAGCUCUUUGAAUUUUAUUUAAAGAGCUAUGAAGAUAAUUUGAAAAUGAGGACAAAAAUUUGUACGUUUUGAAAGAGGAGUUUAGGCAUCUUUAUCACUCCUUGCGUUCAUGUGAAAUACGUGUUGUGCAGGUCGCAUCGCGUGAUUUUUUGUCACAUGCCUGUUCUCCUCUUUGUUGAGUCACGUAACGAGUGUUCCCGGUAUUACGUAACGACCAACGUGGACAGUCUGCAAUAGAUUGGGUUGAAACAACAGCGAAGCACCGAUGAUUACAAACAAUGCUUCUCAAUCGAAAUAUUUUCGCUUAUGUUGUAAAUGUACAGCGAUUCCGUAAAUUUUAAACUCAAGUGAGUCUUGUAUUCCUGUACAGAGGUAAGAUUGCAUUAAUGUUGAAUAUGAAUAAAGCAAAAACACGAU
Messenger RNA from Pocillopora meandrina, 19032 nucleotides. NCBI's taxonomy places the organism in Eukaryota, Metazoa, Cnidaria, Anthozoa, Scleractinia, Pocilloporidae. The record is from the annotation of a GenBank genome assembly.